Molecule: messenger RNA, 3796 nt
Organism: Conger conger (European conger)
Lineage: Eukaryota; Metazoa; Chordata; Actinopteri; Anguilliformes; Congridae
Product: cAMP-dependent protein kinase type II-beta regulatory subunit
Exons: 11
Coding region: 195-1409 (404 amino acids)
Biological process (GO): regulation of protein phosphorylation
Cellular component (GO): cAMP-dependent protein kinase complex
Molecular function (GO): cAMP-dependent protein kinase regulator activity
Source: RefSeq, a predicted model, not a curated record
GGGCUUGAUAGCAGGAAGCUUCGUUCAUUUCGGAGUGCACGGGGAUGGGAAUUUUGUUUUGUGCAGCGCUUUCUGUUAAAAUACGUACCUCCCGAAAUUACUUCCUUUAAGCGGAAUUUUAACUAUCGUAACGUUGUUUUUUUUAAAGGAAACUAGUUAUUUUGUUCUGAUUCCUCCAGAGAUUGUCAAUAGGAAUGAGUAUAGAAAUUCCCGAAGGACUGACGGAGCUAUUGCAGAGCUUUACCGUGGAAGUGUUGAGGAAUCAGCCCCGAGAUCUGCUGGAGUUUGCCCUGCAGUACUUCACUCAAUUGAAGGAAAGUCAGAGCCAAGGGGUCGCUUUUGGCAAUGACCAAAAUUCGGCUAUUAGACCUGGGAAGGCAGUCAACUUUAUCGAGGAAGCCAUGCAGAUCGACUCGGAAAAUGGGGAGGAUGAAGAGGAGGAGGACGAGGAAUUCGUAGCUCCAGUGAUCAACAGAUUUGUAAGAAGAGCUUCAGUGUGCGCUGAAGCAUUCAACCCAGACGACGAAGAGGAAGACAAGGAGCCGAGGAUUACGCAUCCUAAAACAGACGAGCAGAGGCAGAGACUGCAGGAGGCCUGCAAGGACAUCCUUCUGUUCAAAAACUUAGACCCGGAGCAGAUGUCACAGGUGCUGGACGCCAUGUUUGAGAAGCUGGUGGAGGCCACUGAGCACAUCAUUGACCAAGAUGACGACGGUGAUAACUUCUAUGUCAUUGAAAGAGGUACUUUUGACAUUGUCGUGAAGGUUGACAGUGCAGAGCGUACCGUGGGCUCCUAUGACAACCGUGGAAGUUUUGGGGAGCUGGCUUUGAUGUACAACACUCCAAGAGCGGCCACCAUCAUUGCUACCUCACCUGGUGCUCUCUGGUGCCUGGACCGACUGACUUUCCGAAGAAUCAUUGUGAAGAAUAAUGCGAAGAAGAGGAGGAUGUACGAAGCUUUCAUAGAGACCCUUCCGUUGCUCACGCAACUCGAGCUCUCUGAGAGAAUGAAGGUGGUGGACGUGAUAUCCUCUAGAGUUUACACCGACGGGGAACAGAUCAUUGCUCAGGGAGAUUUGGCUGAUUGUUUCUACAUUGUAGAAUCUGGACAGGUUAGAAUCACCAUGAAGAGGAGCAAAUCAAAGAAAGAUGUGGAGAAUGAGGAGGUAGACAUUGCCGUGUGCACCAGAGGACAGUAUUUUGGAGAACUUGCGCUGGUGACUAACAAGCCCAGGGCCGCCUCAGCGUAUGCCGUGGGGGAAGUAAAGUGCUUAGUUAUGGACGUCCAGGCCUUUGAGCGGUUGUUGGGCCCCUGCAUGGACAUCAUGAAGAGAAACAUUGGAAACUAUGAAGAGCAGCUAGUUGCCCUAUUUGGAAGUAACACUGACAUUGAGGAUCAGAAUGCAUGAAAGCCCAAUGGCAAGAACUGACCUGCGGCACAUGUGAAGAGAAAAGGAAGGUGUUUUGGGGGAAGCCGUCAACUUCUAGAUGCCAAGUGUUGCCAUGACCACUCUUGUAUUUUUUUAACAUGUAUUUAUUUAUUUAUUCUGCUUUCUGAAAUGUGUAGCUCCACAUUAACGAUAGCAGUUUAGAUAUUUUAGACAAAAUAUAUUGGUAUACUUCCAGAUUUCAUGGAAUGCUGGAUGAGUUUUUUGGGGCAUAGAGCACAUCUUGUGUGUACCUUUGCUCAGUAUAUUCUAUGAAGUUAGGCAAGAUGUUAAUCUAUUUGGUAAAUGUUUAUGUCUACUUAUUAAUUUUAACAGCUUUUUUUGUGCACCCAGUCCAUAAUGUUUCAACAGAAUUAAUAGUCAUACUUUAAUGCACACAUACUUCAUAUUAUGGCAUUAUUAAAGAUGGCUUCAGUUGAUAUCUCCUCCCAAUUUCCCUUUUUAUCUCACUUUCUCAAAACCACUUGUUGAUUUUUGGCUUUAGAUCCAGUCUACCCACAGUGCACUGUAUCUUUAAUACUGCAUUGCAGGAAGUAAAAAAAAAAUGUCAGUUUUACUUUUUUAAAUUCUGUUUCAUGUUUUCGAUACUUGCGCAUUAUAUCUUGUUGGUUGCUGAAAUUAACAAUACUGCAGUCAGAUUGGAAUAAUCAUGACAAAUUCUGAAAUGAUACUGAAUCAAAUCAAAUGUGCACUGCAAGCAGACUGAAUCUUGGCCUUAGUUCCACAGCCUGCAUAUUAUAUCCAAUUUUGUGCACAGCAAAGGGGGAGUUAGAAAAAACCCAAUUCUUGGACAAAAGAUGAAAUAUAGCAAAUCCCCUCUUGUUUGUAGCACAAAUGGUUAACAUUUAAGACUUGUGCAAAGUCAGACGUACCAAAAGAUGCUAUUUCUUUUUGUCUUCAUGACAAUGUUACUGACUUUGUUAUUUUAAAGACCUGCCUGUCAAUUGUAGAUUAAUGUUGCGAGAAACACAAUCUUUCAAAAUUGUUAUUUCAAACAGGAAAAAGAAGUGUACAUUUAUUGUUUAAUUGUUACACUUAAUAGCUUAUAGUGGCUGCUUCUUGUUUUUUGUGUAGGAUGUUUGGCCCAAUGCACAAUUGUAUGUCUUAUGUAUACUUGAAUUUUGUUUUAUCUAAAGUGCUGAUCAUGACUAGACUAUCUGUUAAGGUUGUACAUAUGUAGCUUACAGCGUGCUGACUUUUAUACCCUAGAAAUCAAACAGAGCAGAAAAACAAAAGUAUUUGCUUUCUGAAACUGAAAAUAUAGCUCCUCUGAUUAAUAGCUGAGUGUUACUUUCAAAUUGAUAUUUGCGACCAACCAUUAUGCUGUUUGAAUUUCUAUGGCAGCAGAAUGUGAGUCUUCAGGAUAUGAAUUUUUUUAUUUUGUAUUUUUUGGACUGAUUACAUUUUUAACCACUCAAAAUGUAUCCCAGUCCAAUGCCAGUACAGAUCCAUUGUCACUGAUGUUGUAGUCUCACAUUUUAAACUUUUGUCUCUUGACUAAUGAUUAAUAAGUCACUUUUGUUUUGUUUAAAAUGGAGAUUGUCUUUAGGGUUCGGAACAAUGUGUUUGCAAAAUAUUUAAGUACUGCAAGAGGGGUUCAGGUUGACAGGUAAAUAUAUUUUGGCACUCUAAAACAGGGACACUUCCUAUUUGUAAUUUGACCUGCUUUUGAAGACCGAUUUGUUAUUUUGCCUAUAGUGUAAAUGGCAAAUGUAGUUCUUGCUUCUGAAUCAUAAAGCUCCAGUCCAUCACAUUAAUCUAUCACAUUUCUUUGUUGUUUGCCUUUUGUAAUGAAUCUGUUUGGGCGUCUUCUACAUUUCAUCAAGUUAUUGAUGUAAUUGAGCUUUCCUGUCUCAGUAAACCUCUGAACAGAAGCGUAGCAGCAUUUCAUGAAACCUUGGAGGUCAGCCAUUACUUCCAAUGACAGCUUAUUGGUUUUGGGUAAAUUAUCGUCUACCUCUGCACCAACAAUACCAACAUGUUUACGUAUUCCCACAGGAAGACCAUGCCUUCCUUCCUCUUUCAGCAGCAAGCAGCAGUAAUCCCUUGUUUUCAUAGUAUUUACAUGGUUGCAUACUCUUCCCCAUCAGUUCAGUGUCUGAAUCUGUCAUUGAGUUUAACUUGGCUUUGUAUGUUUAACAGGAUGUAAACAAAACAACAAAAAGUACACCUACUGCUCUGUAUUAAAUCCUGUUAUAACCCUCUGGCACUAGCUUAGUGUUGGCUGUGCUGUCCAUUUCUUGUAAAGCAGUUCAAAGGUCUACAGAAUCUCAAUGCCAGAGUAUUUUCAGUAUUAUAUUGUUGGUUAUAUCUGAAUUUUCAUUACAAUAAAGUACAGUUUUAUUAAA